UGACUGGUUGAUUCAUUUCCUAGGGCGUGAAAUAAAAAACUACAAUCCUUCUGUUUUCUGUUUUCUGUUGUUUUUGUUACUUUGUAACAUUUUCGUCGUUGGCAAACUCAGAGUCUUCAACGACCCCGAGGCUUUAAACCGGUAUCCAUCAAGUCUUCAACAGACAUGACAUGCCCAAGCCGAGUAUUAUUUACUUGUAUUUACUUGUAUGACGAAUUCAAUCCACUUAUACCCGCCGAGCCUUUCCUCUUCUACUGCUUCUUAUGCCCAGUUAGUGCAGCGCCAUGUCCUCCGUGACGACAUUUGGCGCUGAAUCGCGACCGACCCGCAUCGCUAUCUUGCUCAACUCAUAUCGUUCCCGUCUACUUCCCGCCAUCAGGGCCUCCUACGAACGAACCAUCGGUGCCGUCGCUCCAGAUGCCAGGUUGGCCUUCUACGAGCCCGCCAACAAGAGCGGCCAAUUUCCCGACCCAGCCUUCUUCGAUCUGAUAGUAUUCGGCGGGUCCAACGUCGACCCGCGCAAAUCGCACCAAUGGAUUCUUGAUGUGCAUGAAUACCUCCUCCGCCUCGUGACCCAGUACCCCGAGAAGAAGGUCGUAGGUAUCUGCUGGGGCCAUCAGACCAUCUCGCGCGUCUUCGGCGGCAAGGUCGUCGAUGCCGCGUACCCAGAAAUGGGCGUAGCCACCAUAAAUCUUACGGCGGCGGGAAGACAGUUCUUCCCCGAAGCCGCCGCCUUAGGUUCCUUCAAGCUGCAGCAGCACCACCGGCGCGAGGUCGCCGUGGCGCCGCCAGCUUUUGUACAGUUAGCUCAGGGUAACCAGUGCCUGCUAAGCGAGAACAACAUGAUAUUAACAUUCCAGGGUCAUCCUGAAAAGGAUGCCGAAACAGCUCGUCUACGUCUACACGACUCGAUGCGGUGGUUCGGAUUUGAUGCCUCUCUAGAUGAGAAGGCGUGGGCCAAGCUCCAGGGAAUGGUAAAUAUGGAUCAUGACGGACCCGCCGUCUGGAGGCGCAUCUUCGAAUGGCUCAAGGAGCCGCCGGUCCUAGGGGUCGGAGUUGUAGAUAAAGUAAGCGAAAUGUAACAUUAUUCACUGUUUUA
Daldinia vernicosa is the source of this 1099-nucleotide messenger RNA. Its product is annotated as class I glutamine amidotransferase-like protein. The coding region runs from base 285 to 1082 and encodes 265 amino acids. The transcript has 2 exons. NCBI's taxonomy places the organism in Eukaryota, Fungi, Ascomycota, Sordariomycetes, Xylariales, Hypoxylaceae. Gene Ontology annotation, cellular component: nucleus; cytosol. The record is from RefSeq and is a predicted model, not a curated record.